Molecule: messenger RNA, 4735 nt
Organism: Chironomus riparius
Lineage: Eukaryota; Metazoa; Arthropoda; Insecta; Diptera; Chironomidae
Source: the annotation of a GenBank genome assembly
CAGUCUUAAAGCUUUGCUUUAACAGUCAAUACGGCUUUUCAUGUUGAAAUAAAAAGUGAUUUUUUUUCUUUCCAUCACUCCCGCUCAAAAAAAAUAUAUAAAAUUGGUUAUGCGAAUUAAAAGCGGUUCGGUUGUUUAAUUUACAGUUUGAAUUCAUGUUCACUUGAGAGAACUCCUUUCAUUGCACUUUGAGCCAGCAGUGUGCAAACAAGUGCUUAAAAUAUUGUCUUGAUUCGGAUUAAAGUGGAAAUAAAAUAUCUGAAAUAUAUUUGAAAAUAAGUGCGUGGAAAAAAUAAAAAUUUUAAAAAUAGUGAAAAAAGAAUUGUGCAUCUGUGCAGUGUGUUGUUAAGGAACUGACAUCACAAAAAAUUAUUAUUUCACAAACAAAAUUAAAAAAAAUAAAUAAAAUAAAAUAAAGUAAAGCAAAAUGACAACGAACUCUAAUUGGCACAUUAAGUCCUUUGGAUUAUUGCUAUGUCUGAUUAUUACUGUCAAUGCUGUUCGCGUUCAGCAGACACCAAUUCAGCCACAAGCAAAAGUCACAAGAGAUUUAAAUAGAGAUCAAUCAGCAUCAGCAUCACAUUGGUGGCAACCACCAUUCACAGGAGGCACCCACACAGUGCUACAAUCACAUUCAUCAAUCAGUGGCUCAGCAGCAGCCAAUAGAUUCACAGCAUCAACACCAAGAGCACCAAGUGCUUCAAAUCUUCGAGCACCAGCUAGUGCUGGAUUCCCAGCUUUUGCCAAUCCAAAUCCAAAAUCGCCAUUCCGUCAUUUAGAUUAUACAUCAAGUGCAACAGCUGAGUUGCGUCGUAAUCCAAAUUUGUCAGCUCCUGAUGAGUGUGCUCGCGCUUGUCGUGAAGGCGAACCACCUAGAAUUUGUUAUUAUCACUUUACAUUAGAAUAUUACACCGUAUUAGGAGCAGCAUGUCAAGUGUGUACGCCAAAUGCAACAAAUACCGUAUGGAGUCACUGUCAAUGUGUUCUCGCUGAUGGUGUCGAACGUGGUAUUUUAACCGUCAAUCGUAUGAUUCCAGGGCCAAGUAUUCAAGUUUGUGAGGGAGAUCGUGUCGUUGUCGAUGUUGAAAACCAUAUGGAAGGUAUGGAAACAACAAUCCAUUGGCAUGGUAUCUGGCAACGUGGAACACAAUACUAUGAUGGUGUGCCAUUCGUAACACAAUGUCCAAUUCAACAAGGAAAUACAUUCAGAUAUCAAUGGGUUGCAAAUGCUGGUACACACUUCUGGCAUUCACACACUGGUUUACAAAAGAUUGACGGUAUUAAUGGUCCAAUUAUUGUGCGUCAACCACCAUCUCGUGAUCCAAAUUCACACUUGUACGAUUACGAUUUAACGACACACACAAUUUUCUUAAACGAUUGGAUGCACGAAGAUUCAGCUGAAAGAUUCCCAGGACGUUUAGCUGUCAACACUGGUCAAGAUCCUGAGUCAUUAUUGAUCAACGGAAAAGGCCAGUUCCGUGAUCCAAAUACCGGUUUCAUGACAAACACACCACUCGAAGUUUUCACAAUGACACCCGGCAAACGAUAUCGAUUCCGUAUGAUCAACUCAUUCUGUACUGUCUGUCCCGCUCAACUUACAAUUGAAGGUCACGGUUUGACUGUAAUUGCAACCGAUGGAGAACCAGUUCAUCCAGUGAAUGUGAACACAAUUAUUUCGUUCUCAGGUGAACGUUAUGAUUUCGUAAUUUCGGCUGAUCAACCAGUUGGCGCUUAUUGGAUUCAAUUGCGAGGUUUAGGUGAAUGCGGUAUCAAGAGAGUACAACAAUUGGCUAUUCUUCGUUAUGCACGUGGUCCAUAUCAACCCACAACAGCAGCACCAUCAUACGAUGUCGGACUUCCACAGGGAAUUGUAAUGAAUCCAUUGGAUGCACAAUGUGAUCAACCACGUCAAGAUGCCAUUUGUGUAAAUCAAUUGAAACAUGCUGGCAAACACAUCGAUGCCGAUCCAGCUUUAUUGAAAGAAAAACCAGACGUAAAGAUUUUCUUACCAUUCCGUUUCUAUUUGUAUAAACCAGAGGAACUCUUCCAACCUAACACUUAUAAUAGAUUCUUAGUCGCACCAACUGGAGACCACGUUCUUUCAUUGGUUGAUGAAAUUUCAUAUCUCUCGCCUCCAGCACCACUUCUCUCACAAUACGAUGACAUUAAUCCUGAUCAAUUCUGUAAUGGUGAUAAUCGUCCCGCAAAUUGUGGUGCCAAUUGUAUGUGCACACAUAAAGUCGAUAUUCCAUUGAAUGCCAUUGUUGAAGUAGUUUUGGUUGAUGAAGUACAACAGCCAAAUUUGAGUCAUCCAUUCCAUUUGCACGGUUAUGCAUAUCAUGUUAUUGGUAUUGGACGAUCACCCGAUACAACAAUUAAGAAGAUUAAUUUGAAGCAUGCUCUUGAUUUGGAUCGUCGUGGUUUAUUGCAUCGUCAAUUUGAUUUGCCACCAAUGAAGGAUACUAUUGCUGUGCCAAAUAAUGGUUAUGUUGUGUUCAGAUUCCGUGCUGAUAAUCCAGGAGUAUGGAUGAUGCAUUGCCACUUCCUCUUCCACAUAACAAUCGGAAUGAAUCUUCUUAUACACGUCGGUACACAAGCGGAUUUACCUCCAGUUCCACCAAACUUCCCUACGUGCGGUGACCAUGUAUUACCACCCAUAGAGCACGUAUAAGUGAAGCAUCAUAAACAGAAAUGUUAGGCACUUCCUUUCCCCUUAGUUGAUUAAGUGAAACAAAAAAAAAUCAGUAAUUUUAUUUAUACAUAAAAAAAAACGACGUUCAUUUUUUCUCCCAUUUUUCAACGAAUUUAGUUUGGAUAUCGCAUGAUUAAUGACAAUUGAAUAUCCAACGGUAAAAUUGACCGUAAAUCAUUUUCUCUCUGGUAAAUUACAAUUAAUGUCGUUCGUUAAUUGAUCAUUCCUUUGGUACUUGUUGCCAUGCUUAUCAUGCAAUUGAAUGCGUAGUAUGAUAAAAGGCAGGUAGCAAUGGUCAAUUAAUAUUAAUAUAUUGUCACCCAUAAUUGCCCAUAUAGUUACUUACUUUCUUAAUUAAUUCGCAUUUUUAAGGCAAAAGUUGCAAUUUUUAUUUUAUUUUUAUCAUGAAAAAUUUCUCAAUGCUUUAGGACAUUUUUUUAUUUUUUGGAAUUUUAUGUGUUUUAGUUGAAAAAAGAAAAUUUAUUGUUUAAAAAAAAGCUCAAGCUGUAAAUAUUUGUAAAUAUGCAGAGAAAUUUUAUCAUUAUCAUUUAUCACUCACUUUAUGCUUUAUUCACUCACAUUUUUACAUAAGCAUAGCAGCUUUUAUCACUAAUAAUUUAAAAUAAAGCAAGAAGAUUGACUAUCUUAGCUUCUAUGAACUGUAACAGUGAUAAACGCUGAUAUAAAUCUUUAUAUUAUAUUAUAUCAUAUUCAUCUUGCCAACAUAAUACUCUCUAUACCUUUCUCUAUCUCUAUGCUUCUUUCACUAAAAUGUAUAUGCAAAAUUUUAUGGCAAUUUUUUUAUUUUGUGAUAAAUUUAAUUAUUUUCUUCUUUACAUUCAUAACUGUAGCGAUUCACAUCACAUACUUAAAAUAACAUUAAACUGCUCUUAUAACUACUUCCAUUAUAACGUUUUCGAAACUUUCCUACUUACACUCUAUCAAUAAUUUUUUCGAUUAUUAAUUUACUAAAUUAUUUUUUAUUAAACUUCCUCUUUCGAUGACAAUUUUCUUCCAAAGCGGGAAUUAUUUUUGAUGGUGGUGAUUCACUGUGAUUUUUCUGGACUUUUACUGGUGAUGAGAUAGUUCAAUUUCACCAGUACAUUUAGAUUGGAUUCGAACUUAAACAUCCUAAUGUUUAAAAUAUUAUAGCUUCGCUAAACCUUACUUCUUAGCUAGAUACCAGAUCGGCACACAUUUUAUAUGUUUGUCACCUGGCAGCUGGGUUGAUAGUAUAAGUAGAAACAAAGGGUUGCCCUAGCCAAUUGGCUUCCGCUUGAUUCUAAUCAUACUAUCAACCUGGCUGCAGGAUGGCAAACAUUUAAAUGUGUGCCGAUCGAGAUACUUUUCCAGUUUAGAUCAGAUUCAACAAACAUAGCAGAAUCCUCCUUAAAAUCAGAAUCUGCAACAUUCAAUUAAUAAAUCAGUUCAUAACAAAAGCUCAUACCUUAUCAAACAUCCAAUUUAACCUCUCAUUUCCCAAAAGGAUUAUCAUAAAAUAAAGUUCAACCGCAAACAUUACAAAAUCACUGCCGUCAAACAUUUUUCAUCGUUUAAAAUUAAAAAUUGGUAUACUCCAUACCCUCUGUCCGUGCCAAAACUAAAUCCAUUAAUAUUAAAAAGAAACUUUUUUUUUGAUAAUUUUCGCGAAUCAUCAUUGUCAUCAUUUUUCUCAAUUAAAAUUUAACAACCUUUAGUGCAUGCCACAUUUCCGACUUUAUUAAUCGUUCUCUUCCAUUAAUAUUCAUUAACUUUUAUCUGCUACCAUAUCGAUAAUAACAAUUAUCACUGCCGUAUUUUUUUUUUUAUUUUUGAUGAUGAGAUUUUUAAUUUUUAAAUUAAAGUGAAAUAAACAUUUAAGAAGAUUUUUUUUUUAAAUAUAUUAAAUAGAAAAUGUUAUGUAUAUAAGACGAAAAAAAAAAGAAAACAUGUGGAGCACAUUGAGAGACAUAAGUGCCACUUAAAAUGAAGAUUAUAUAUUAUGUAAAUUGGCUUAGACUUUAGUGUUUAUGUUGCCAGCUUGAAAACAAGAAAAAUCAACAC